Acaulospora colombiana is the source of this 892-nucleotide messenger RNA. The record is from the annotation of a GenBank genome assembly. Lineage: Eukaryota; Fungi; Glomeromycota; Glomeromycetes; Diversisporales; Acaulosporaceae.
GGUCAAUAAGAGAGGAAGGAAAAAAAAUCUGUCAAAGAUUGAUGAAUUUUGGGGAAGUGGGAAGAAAAAGUUCGAUACGUCAGGGGAAAUACGGAGGUUGAACAAGACAAAGAAUAGCGUAUCAAAUAAAACAUCAACAAAAAAUCAUCAAGCUAUACGAGGUAGUCAAAAUGAUGCUGAGAAAUCGUGUCUUCAAAUGAAAAGCGAUCCGAUUGCCGUAAAAACCUCUACCACCGAUAGUACUGGUAAUUCCAACAUAACCGACAAAUUACUACGGAUCCCAGGUGUCAUAGAACUCAUUGACAAUGAUGUCGCUGAUGGAUCUGAUGAUUGUGCGGGUGGGUUUAAAGCACCUUCGCCAACCGUGAAAAGGUAUACCGAUUUACCAAAAGUUGAUUUCCUUUCGGACGAUGAUACACCGGAACUCAAAGCCGAAGGUACAACCGAGCGAAAGUCCUGUCCAUACUGCGGUGAGACACUCCCAGUACCACUUCCACCAAGAAUAAGAGCUUACUUAUUAAAUGUCGACUCUUCAUCAAACCAGACACCAUCACCAUCAGUGCUCUUAAAUCGCUCAACAAGCGUUGUGGAGCAAUUUGAAUUUUGUCGUCUACACGAUGCGGAGUCUAAUAUUGUGCCAGGUGGAUUGCGAAAAAGUUAUCCUUUGACUAUAAAUUUUGAUGAAAUUCCCACACGCGUUCAAAAUAUGCUUCCCGAGUUAGAAGAUGUCGCGACCGGGAGAAAGACGAGUUUGUUCAGAGACGUGGCAAUGGAAGCAUACAACACACUAGGCAAAGCUAAGGCGAGAAAACCAACUAAAUCGUGCUUUAGCUAUUAUGCUGUUUUAGAACUUAUUGAUAAUCAAUCAAAUAGAACAUUACCUAAUAGUUGA